AUGGGAAACUGGGGCCCAGAGGGUUACUCACUGGCCAAGGACAUAUCACUGGCUGGAGGCAAAGUAGCCCUCAGCUUCAGGCUUCAGGUAGAGAGACCUCUGUCUGCCCUGUCUUCCCUGGUGUCCACCACAUCUCAAGAGCCCUUUUGCUCCAUCCCAAGCUCAGAUGCAGGGGGCUCCUGGGCCACCGCCGGCUGCUCAGUGCUUGCUCGACACCCGGACUCUACCAUGUGCCUCUGCAACCACAGCACCAGCUUUGCCAUCCUGCUGCAGGUGUAUGAAGUCCAGGAAGGUCCUGAAGAGGAGUCGUUGCUGAGGACUCUGUCAUUUGUGGGCUGUGGCGUGUCCCUCUGUGCCCUUACUACCACCUUCUUGCUGUUCGUGAUGGCUGGCGUUCCCACUUCUGAGCGGACCACAAUCCACAAGAAUCUUAUUCUUUCCCUGGCCUCUGCUGAGGGCUUCCUCAUGACCAGUGAGUGGGCGAAGACCAAUAAGGUGACCUGUGUGGCUGUCACAGUGGUCAUGCAUCUUCUCUUUCUGGUCGCCUUCUCUUGGAUGCUGGCAGAGGGACUGCUGCUUUGGAGCAAGGUGGUAGCCGUGAGCAUGCACCCAGGCCCCAGGAUGAGGCUGUACUAUGCUGCAGGCUGGGGCAUUCCUGUGGCCAUCGUUGUCAUCACCCUCGCAUUGCACCCUCAUGACUACGUGGCUUCUGGACAUUGCUGGCUCAAUGUUCACACAGAUGCCAUCUGGGCCUUUGUGGGGCCCGUCCUGUUUGUGCUGACUGCCAAUACCUACAUCUUGGUCCGUGUGGUUAUGGUCACUGUAUCUAGCACCCGCCACCGUGCACGCAUGCUGAGCCCACAGCCUGGCCUACAGGAGAAGAUCAGGUUCCAGAUAUGGGCCAUGGUGAAGCCGGUGCUAGCCCUGUUACCAGUCCUGGGCCUGACCUGGCUGUUCGGCCUCCUGGUACACGUUAGCCCAACCUGGGCCUAUGCUGUUGUGCUUCUCAAUUCCUUCCAGGGCCCAUACAUCUUCCUUGUCUAUGCUGCUUACAACGGAGAGGUGCAGAACGCACUACGGAGGAUGACAGAGAGGAAGGCAGUGGAGGUGCUCAGAGCAGAACAAGUGCACCGGGCCAAGGACACUCUCUGGACCUUCUAA
Molecule: messenger RNA, 1161 nt
Organism: Arvicanthis niloticus (Nile rat)
Lineage: Eukaryota; Metazoa; Chordata; Mammalia; Rodentia; Muridae
Source: RefSeq, a predicted model, not a curated record